Vespa crabro (European hornet) is the source of this 2093-nucleotide messenger RNA. RefSeq lists its product as uncharacterized. The coding region runs from base 433 to 966 and encodes 177 amino acids. NCBI's taxonomy places the organism in Eukaryota, Metazoa, Arthropoda, Insecta, Hymenoptera, Vespidae. The transcript has 4 exons. The record is from RefSeq and is a predicted model, not a curated record.
ACGAGAAUAAUGAGGAAAAAUAAGGUAUACGCCGAAAGGUACGAUCUUCUUAAACGAUCGUUGAACGUUUGCUCACAUGCGACCAUUUUGAGGCGGUUGUAGCAGACGAAGUAGACAGGGGAGUCUCGUAUUUCAACGGAGUAUUUCAUUUGAGUUUGGAAUUGAUUGCUCGGCGGGUUGAAGAAAGUUGGUGGGUUGGGGUGCUGAGAGAGAGAGAGAGAGAGAGAGAGAGAGAGAGAGAGAGGAAAGUAGGGAGGGAGAGAGAGGGAGAGAGGGAGAGAAUAUAGAAGAGGGUGCGCGGGUUGGUUCGUUGGAAGGGAGCCUCCAAGCUGAAGAGGAGGAUACGAAGGGGGAAGUGGCACAGGGUCAGAAGGAGAGGGAGAGUGAAUAUAUAUUCGGUGAGAACAGAACGGCCGAACGACGAGAGACGGAAUGGAACGAAACGAACGUAUAUUUCCAGAACAAAUAUUUACGCGAAAGAGGCUUAAUACGCGGCUACAAUGUCGGAAGAGGGCUACUACUGCAUUCGCAGAAAGCAAGCACAUAAGCAGUUUCAGUACGGGCCAACUAGUUGCUGUAUCUACAACUCGAAAGCUCAUUUCGAAUGGGAGAGAGAGUUCGAAAGUUUUAAUUUCUUCGGUUUACGGUAGGUUUUAUGAGGCAUCGAAAUGCAGCCGCUAUACCUGCCGGAACGAGCACUUCUACGAGUAUACAAGAGGGUUGAGACGAGAGAGACAGCCAUCACACAUGCAUCUGUUCUUCACGUUCGCUAUGGACCACGGCUCAGCCAGUCGAGAUACACGACCAAAGGGGUGUUAUGUGGUCGCGGCGCACAGGUGUAACGGCCUCGUAAAUCAAGCCGAUGCUAAAUUCCGGCCAUUUCGAAGCAGUAAAAUGACAGGCCGCAAUAAUAGAGAAAGCCGCGGACACUCUUAUUGGACUGGGAGCAAUAAAAAUCUGAAAUGAUCACUCUAAACGUACGAGUAUUUUCAUUUGAUACGAUGGAAAGGAGUAACCUGAAGAAAGAGAAAAAUAAAAAACAACAACAAAAAAAGAAGAGGAAAAAAAAUAACCUGUAGCCGGGAAAAAAAACGAUGACGACGUUAAGUAAACACGAAUGUGGUUCUUGUCCGCUUCCUAUGUUUUAUGUAUACGCUAUGUAUGUAUAUACGUACGUACGUAUGCAUGUGUUAUGUAUAUAUGUAUUUAUGUAUGUAUCGAGUGCGUCGUAGAAAGUAACAUUAUAUACUCAGCGACGAUUCGACGAGAGGAAAUACCAGAACGAGAUGCUAAAAUGUAUUCAUGGAAAAUGUAUAGGGAUUAAUAAUCGUAAAAGUCUAUAUCCUUGAAGAGCGAUAAAACCGUAGGCAAUAUUCUUUCGUAGUUUCCAUACCCCUCGAGCUUUGCACUUUUUGCCCCCUUUCGCAUCAUCGAACUACCACUCAACCUCCCCAACCUCUAGAUUUUCUCUCUCUUUCUAUUUCACUCUGUCUAUUUACCUAUCUAUCUAUCUAUCUACCCAUCUAUCUAUUAAUCUCUUUUCUAUUUUUACCAAUCAAAUCUCAUCUCGCACGUUUCAAAUCAUUUUUUGAUAUAUCAUCCAUUUUUUUCUUUUUCUUCUUUCCUUCUUUCUUUCCUUCCUUCCUUUUUUCUUUCUUUUUUUCCUUUUUUAUUUUGUUAUCUUUCAAAGUAAAGCCUUUGAGAAUAGAUCCGUAUUCGUGUAUUCAUCGAUUAUUAUUAUGAUUUUAUUUAUUUGAAUAUUUCAUUUCCUUCUUAUUGAAUUGAAUAAUCGAUGAUACAGGUAAGUACCAACAUACUAUAUUUGUAUUUUUGAAUCGUACGAACCGGAUAGAAUUAAAAGUAGUGAAAAGAGAUAAGAGUGAGUUGAGUGGGUUGGGGGGGGGAGAGGAUGGAUGGGUGGAUGGAUGGAUGGAUGGGAAGGGAGGAAAAUGAGGGAAGAGGUAAAAGACAAAGGCAAAGUUUUAUAAGAAGAGGGGAGUGGGGUUGGGGGAGGUCGAAUAAGAGUAGGGAGAACGAACAAAGUAUUAAUUAGAGUUUUCCUUUGAAAAAACUUGAUGGAUACAAAACGUAAU